ACUUCAAUAUUUAAUGCGUGUAAAUCUUAAAUACUGAUUUCCUCGUCACAACCAAAGAUACACUGCCACAGUGCCACCACAUUACACUGAACGAAUCAUGUACGGUUCAUUUGUCUCGAGGAAUCUGAGGAACAGAGCUGCUUCAUCAAUCAACUGGUUUAGCAAGUCUAAUCUUUCGAGAUGUGUUCAUUCACUACCAUUUGCGACUGUGAAAGCUGAGGAAGUAUCGGCCUCUCAGCCGGCUGAAGUGCUCAAUUUAGUGCAAGGAAAAUGGACAAGUUCUUCGACUUGGAACACCAUCCCGGAUCCUCUGAAUGGCGAAUCAUUCAUUAAAGUUGCUGAAGUGAAUCAGAAAGAAAUAAAGCCUUUUGUGGACAGCUUGGCGCAGUGCCCCAAACAUGGUUUACACAACCCAUUCAAAGCACCAGAAAGGUACCUCAUGCUCGGAGACGUAACGACAAAAGCAGCUCAGAAGCUGGCCUUACCUGAGGUUUCUGACUUCUUCGCCAAGCUGAUACAAAGGGUGUCUCCAAAGAGUUACCAGCAAGCUUUUAUGGAAGUUUUCGUUACACAGAAGUUUUUGGAGAACUUUUGUGGUGAUCAGGUUCGGUUCCUGGCUAGGUCGUUUGGAGUUCCUGGAAAUCAUCUAGGUCAGCAGAGUCACGGUUUCAGAUGGCCAUAUGGCCCGGUUGCAAUCAUCACUCCUUUCAAUUUCCCUUUGGAGAUUCCGCUUCUUCAGUUGAUGGGAGCGCUUUAUAUGGGGAAUAAGCCACUUCUUAAAGUCGAUAGCAAGGUCGCUAUUGUGAUGGAGCAAAUGCUACGUUUGCUCCAUGAUUGUGGGUUGCCUGCGGAGGAUGUUGACUUCAUAAACUCGGAUGGAGUUACUAUGAACAGAGUUCUCAUGGAGGGAAAACCGCGUAUGACUCUCUUUACUGGUAGCUCGAGAGUAGCAGAGAAAUUAGCUCUUGAUCUUGGUGGGCGUAUUAGACUUGAAGAUGCUGGUUUCGACUGGAAGAUUCUUGGGCCUGACGUUCAAGAGGAGGACUAUGUUGCUUGGGUGUGCGAUCAAGACGCAUACGCAUGCAGUGGGCAGAAGUGCUCAGCACAGUCGAUUCUAUUCAUGCAUGAAAAUUGGGGUAAAAGUUCGCUCUUGGAGAAAUUGAGCGGUCUUGCUGCUAGAAGGAAGUUGGAGGAUCUUACAAUUGGCCCCGUUCUUACUGUAACAACUGAAGCGAUGCUCGAUCACUUGAACAAACUACUCAAGAUAAAGGGAUCGAGGCUUCUUUUUGGUGGCGAGCCUUUACAAAACCAUUCUAUCCCAGCAGUAUAUGGUGCCAUUAAACCUACUGCCGUCUUUGUUCCACUUGAAGAGAUAUUAAAAGACGAGAACUAUGAUCUCGUAACAAAAGAAAUCUUCGGUCCGUUCCAGGUUGUCACGGAGUACAAACAAAACGAGGUUCCAUUGAUACUAAAAGCACUUGAAAGGAUGCACGCACAUUUAACAGCCGCGGUUGUUUCGAAUGAUCCUUUGUUCAUACAAAAUAUCAUUGGAAACUCGGUGAAUGGAACUACGUAUGUCGGAUUGAGAGCAAGAACAACGGGAGCUCCACAAAAUCAUUGGUUCGGUCCUGCUGGAGAUCCGAGAGGAGCUGGAAUCGGAACUCCGGAAGCAAUAAGACUCGUUUGGUCGUGCCAUAGAGAGGUUAUUUACGACAAUGGCCCGGUUCCACAAAAUUGGAGCACUCCACAGGCCACUUGAAACAGACUUAUCAUCUUUGUAGCACAUGUUAUUCUCUAGAAUUGAUUUCUUGACUAUGUUGAUUGCAUCUGUGCAAUUUUCUAAAAUCCGUGUACUAUGUUGAUUUAUCGAUUCAGAUAACUUCAUUAGAAACCAAAUUUUAUCA
Molecule: messenger RNA, 1904 nt
Organism: Salvia splendens (bonfire salvia)
Lineage: Eukaryota; Viridiplantae; Streptophyta; Magnoliopsida; Lamiales; Lamiaceae
Product: delta-1-pyrroline-5-carboxylate dehydrogenase 12A1, mitochondrial
Exons: 16
Coding region: 98-1759 (553 amino acids)
Cellular component (GO): mitochondrion
Molecular function (GO): aldehyde dehydrogenase (NAD+) activity; L-glutamate gamma-semialdehyde dehydrogenase (NAD+) activity
Source: RefSeq, a predicted model, not a curated record